AUUAAAAUGAACAGAGAUCCAGGAUUAAUUUGCUUCAAUCAUUGCAAAUCUGAUAUUUUUGUUUUCUCUGUGCCAAAAGGUUGCCCAGAGUGCAAUGCAGAUUUAACAACCAACACUGACAUCACACCUUUUAGCAUACCGUUUCCUUUCACACGAGCCUCGCAAUAUCCUUGCAGUUUAGUCUUGCGGCCUACAAAUGGCGAUUUCUUGAGAUCAUAUUCUAACAACGCGGACUUGCACAUAGGUGUCACAAACUCUAGAGGAAAUAUAUUUUCCUAUGACGAGCACGGAUUGAAAGAAGAACCAGCCAAAGAUUGGGAUGAGUGUUUAAGCAUUCAAUGCAACACAACUUCCUCUGAUUUCUUUGAAAUCUCAUGGGACAGUGCACUAAAUACGUGUCUGCAAAGUGAAAACUGGGUUCCAGAAAGGUACAACGAGGACAGUUACAACUGCUACACAUUUGUUUUGAGCUUUCUCACCAGCCUUCCUAUGUGCCACCUGAACCAAUUCACUUGUGAUAGGGAAACUUUCUGUGAGAAAGUCCUGAUACCCGUGACACUGCCUGCAGGAAAGUAUAUUUCUUUAUAUAGGAGGGUCUCCCAAAACAGCUAUUUUGUGAAAGAAAAAAGUUGACUGUACAAUUAUUUCAAAUAAAUGAGCCAAGAUAGAAAUA
Cloeon dipterum is the source of this 673-nucleotide messenger RNA. Its product is annotated as MKRN2 opposite strand protein. The coding region runs from base 7 to 633 and encodes 208 amino acids. The transcript is spliced from 4 exons. Lineage: Eukaryota; Metazoa; Arthropoda; Insecta; Ephemeroptera; Baetidae. The record is from RefSeq and is a predicted model, not a curated record.